UUGUACUUUUUCUGCUGAAUCCCGUUUGAUUUUUUGAUCAAACUGGGCGCCAGGUAAGUAUAUCUUGUGGUUUUAUUUAGGAGGGAGCAUAUGCAUCAUGUUGGUCCCCAUAUUCACUCUCAAGCUGAGCCAUAAAAUAAACCCUCGAAUGGUGACGUUAGGAAAAUUUGAUGGCGUCCACCCGUGCCUCACUGCAGCCACACAAGCUGGAAAGGUUUUUAUACACAACCCUCACACUCGUGCUCCAAAACCUGCAUCUCACCGACUGAGCCAAAGCACUGAAGAUUCAGAUGUGUCUUUACUUAACAUCAACCAGGCAGUCACUUGUCUGACUGCAGGUCCUCUUGGCACAAACACUGCCGGUGACACACUCUUGGUGGGAUCUCAGACCAACCUGCUGGCUUAUGACGUCCAUGACAAUACCGAUAUCUUCUACAAAGAGGUGUCCGAUGGGGCCAAUGCAAUCGUCCUGGGAAAUCUUGGGGACAUCCCGAGUCCUCUUGCCAUCAUUGGAGGGAACUGUGCCAUACAAGGCUUUGAUUGCCUGGGCAAUGACCUCUUCUGGACUGUAACAGGAGAUAAUGUGAGAUCGCUUGUGCUCUGUGAUUUCACUGGGGAUGGCAAAAAUGAGCUCCUGGUUGGAUCUGAGGAUUUUGACAUCAGGGUUUUCAAAGAGGAUGAGCUUGUGUCUGAGAUGACUGAAAAUGAGACAGUAACAGCACUGUGUCACAUGCACAGCAGCCGGUUUGGUUACGCCCUGGCCAAUGGCACUGUGGGAGUCUAUGAUCGCAACUCUCGGUACUGGAGGAUCAAGUCAAAAAAUCAUGCAAUGAGCAUCCACGCCUUUGACCUGAACGCUGAUGGGGUUGUUGAGCUCAUCACUGGCUGGUCCAAUGGAAAGAUUGACGCUCGAAGUGACCGCACAGGCGAAGUCAUUUUCAGAGACAACUUCUCAUCCUCUAUUGCCGGAGUAGUUGAGGGAGACUAUAGAUUGGAUGGGCAGAAGCAACUCAUUUGUGCCUCUGUAGAGGGAGAAGUCCGUGGCUACCUGCCUGCUGGAAAAGAGCUGAAAGGCAAUCUCAUGGACUCCAGUGCUGAACAGGACCUCAUUAGAGAGCUCAGUCAUCGCAAACAGAAUCUAUUGCUGGAGCUCCGCAAUUAUGAAGAGAAUGCAAAGGGUGUGUCGGACAGCACAGGUGGGAUUCCAGCCAACACUCAGCUCCAAACAGCUCUCACAGUACAAGCUGCAACUGAGGUCCAAAAAGCCCAUGUGGAGCUCAGCAUCACAACGCCAAAUGAAACCAUAAUCCGCGCAGUACUCAUCUUUGCAGAGGGUAUUUUUGAGGGUGAGAGUCAUGUUGUUCACCCCAGUGUCCAGAACCUGUCAGGUUGUGUUCGAGUCCCCAUCGUACCUCCUAAAGACAUACCGGUAGAUCUGCACAUCAAAGCAUUUGUCGGUGGCAGAACCAGCACUCAGUUUCACGUGUUUGAAAUCACUCGACAGCUGCCGCGUUUCUCCAUGUAUGACAUUGCAGUCAAACCCUCAGCUCCAGCUCCCACCGGAAAAGUCACUUUCACCAUCAAUGACCGGCCACAGCGGGUCACAAUGUGGUUGAACCAAAACUUCCUGCUGCCUGUGGGAGUAGAUAGUCCUGACGUUACAUUUAGUUCACUCCGGGGAGGUGGACUGCUGUCCAUCAGUAUGGCCUCUAAUGGACAGAUCACUCUGCAAACAGACGAUAUCGACCUGGCGGGCGAUCUGGUCCAAUCACUGGCCUCUUUCCUGGCUAUCGAGGAACUGUCAGCAGAGGCAGACUUCCCAACUUAUUUUGAGGAUCUUCAAACCACACUCACUGAGGUGGAUGAGUUCCAUGCAGUCCAUCAGAAGUUAACUAUGGAAAUGGCUGACCACUCCAACUUCAUCAAGAGCAUGCUAGUGCAAGCAGAGGAUGCUCGCUUGAUGGGUGACAUGACUUCCAUGAAGAAGCGUUACAGAGACCUAUACGAUCUAAACCGAGAUCUUCUCAGCGAGUAUAAAAUUCGCUGUAAUAAUCACAAUGCUCUGCUGGCCUGUCUCAAGUCUGUCAACCAGGCCAUUCAGCGAGCUGGUCGACUCCGAGUGGGUAAACCAAAGAACCAAGUCAUUUCAGCAUGCCGGGACGCCAUCAAGAGCAAUAACGUCAACGCACUCUUGAGAGCCAUGAGAGCUGGCGUGGCUGCCUCUUGAAAGUGAUGCAAGGCUUGAAUAUGUGCUAGAUUGUUUAACUGCCAAAUUAUAUUUGUCAUUUAAUUUGUUUGUGCAAAUCACAAUUAGUGAAAGAAACUGAACACAAAACAUGCAUACAAUAAUAAUAAUAAUGAUAAUAAUAAUAAAUCAAACAAAUUAAAUGACAAAUAUAAUUUGGUAGUUAAAGAUUGGAUUGCAGAGAGCCAUCCAUGUCAGUCAAGUGUUGUGUGUAGCUAGUCCAUCAGUAUGGCGUGUAUGAGACAGCAGCUAGAAUAGAAAACUGUAAACGGUUCAGUGUAGGAGCCAGCUCGCAGUUUUACAGGAAUGGCAUUUAACUGUCAAGGUAAUGCUGACUAUCAAAUCACAUUAUUUAUUUUUCUGAGUGGGAAGUACUAAAUAUUUUAAAGACGCAGUUUGUAGUAUUACCACUGCCAUAGAAUUCAAACACAAUUAAAGAACAAAAUGUUUGUGGGGAGAUCUAUUCUUUAGUCAUCCCAAGCAUUCAAAAUAUUGUAUUCAAAUGUGACAAUGCACAAAAUAACCCAUCCAGCCAGCCUGUUACACUGUGAAUGUAUCCCCAGCCUAUAGCAUUGGUAUGAUAUUCUGAGAUGCAUUAACUAGCAUUAUCAACUUCAAUUCCGAACUUUUUUUUUUCUUAUUCCAGCUAUGUCAAAAAUGUGUCUGUUGUCACAUGAGGGACUUUUGAGUUGGAAUGAGCAAUUGAAAGGCGGUUUAAAAGUUAUUAGUGUGCCAGGUUCCAGAAUCUGUUGCACAUUGGUCAAAAAAGGCCUAGUAAUGGCUCAAAUUGUCAUGUUUGUGUUACCACAAAAAAAAACAGCAAACGCCAGCUAUGACUGUUUUGCUGACUCAGUAAUGUUUUAAGACAAAGGGGAAACCCAUUGGGAACAUUGUUGCAUAUUAGCUCCGUGUUUGUAGCCAAAGAAAACAUUCAGUGUCACAGAUGAUGAUGUGUUUACUUUUUCUAAAUUAUGUUUGUCGAUGUCCUUUUGUGAAGAUUAAACUAACCAUUGUUUUAA
This is a messenger RNA of Syngnathus acus (greater pipefish), 3264 nucleotides long. It is a transcript of the gene bbs2, whose product is annotated as Bardet-Biedl syndrome 2. Gene Ontology annotation, cellular component: ciliary basal body; membrane; BBSome. The transcript is spliced from 18 exons. Lineage: Eukaryota; Metazoa; Chordata; Actinopteri; Syngnathiformes; Syngnathidae. Gene Ontology annotation, biological process: non-motile cilium assembly. Gene Ontology annotation, molecular function: protein binding. The record is from RefSeq and is a predicted model, not a curated record. The coding region runs from base 98 to 2227 and encodes 709 amino acids.